This is a messenger RNA of Cladocopium goreaui, 8733 nucleotides long. The record is from the annotation of a GenBank genome assembly. Lineage: Eukaryota; Dinophyceae; Suessiales; Symbiodiniaceae.
AUGUUUGGCCAACGUACCCACAUCGACUCCUGUGACUCGCCAUUGCUCGAUGCGCCAGUUCCAGGACCACCCGUUGAUUUGUUGAGCCCAGUUCAUUCCGCUAGUGCAGCUUCUAGUUCACUUUGGCGAUGCAUGGCCUGUAAUCAUCACAAAUUCGAGUGGCGACAUGACUGUUGGAGAUGUGUCCAAUGUGAUGGUGAUAGAUACUAUGAUGCUUCUAGAACUGUGAAAGCAGAGAUUCCUGAGGGUACAUGGAUGUUCAUGCCACGGCAUUCACCUGGCCAUUCCCCUGUUCACUCAGUUGAGUCCGUGGAACUGCAGCCGGAUUCUAGGGCACCCUGUUUUUGGCCUCCACCUGACCCUUCAGAAGGCUCAUUGGAUGAUGAUGGCCAUGAAAGGCAUGCUGAGUCUGAGCAUCCUACGGAAGAUCCUGUGGUUGAUCCAGAUUUGCAGCGGCCUCGCAGGAGAAGACGCCGGAAAAGACCUGAUGUAGAACAAUCACCUCAGUCAGAUCGCAGUUCUCAGUGUUCGGAACUAAGUCAGCGUUCCGGUGAACUCCUUGGUGACCUCAACCGCAGUUUGAAUGACUUGGUAACGACCCUGAAGAAUGCGAAUGUACCGAACCUAAAGACUAACACUAACAAUGCAGAUGGAUCCUCGUCUCAGGACAGCUGGAACAGUCGAAAAGGGCCUGAGCGUGGACUUCGUUUUCGAUCAGGAGCACCACCAGCUCCACCUGCAUGGCGCUAUUCCAGAGAUGAUAUCAGGAGCUUUGCAAAGUGGCAGAACAAACUGCAGGUUUGGAAGCGACAGAUCCAAGCCUACAUGCCUCUGCGUGAUGCGGCGCUGAUGUUAUAUACGAGUCUUUCUGGUGAGCCGGAGGAGGAGCUGGAGCACAUUGACUUGGAUCGUUUGCAUUCAUCUACAGGCAUUGACUAUGUGGAGAGUUUGUUGAAGAAAGGCCUGGAGACCAAGAUGGUGUACCAGAAAAGGAAGUUGAUGUCAGAGUUUGAGACCAUUGUGAGACAGAGCAAUGAGUCUAUGAGAGCUUUUGUGAACCGAUACAGAAGAGCUGAACGAGCCCUUGAGAGUGUCGGUGUCACUGCAAGUGGCAUGUACGACAGUGAGUCAAUGGGCAAUAGGCUGUUAGAGAGAUCUCGGCUGUCGCCUGAAAACGGCAGAUUGGUUUUGAUUGGAUCGGCCUUCAACUUGUCCUUCGAAGCCAUUGCUGAAAGUCUUUGCAUGUCGUUUCCAGAGCACAAGCCGCCGCCACCUUUAUUUGGAAAAGAUGGACAGCCUAUCAAAGCCUUUCAGUCAAGGCGUGACUGGUCAUCUUCAUCUUCUUCGACCUCUGCCAGCACCAGCUCAGCUGCCUCACAGUCUUCCAAAGGAAACAAGGGCAAAAGCAAGGGCUCUGGCAAGAGUGGUUUUGCUCCUCGCCAUGCUUUUGCGACUGAGCACCAGGAUCUUGAUCCGGUCGAAGAAGAACAAGAAGAGCCAGACGCUGAAUCGUACUAUGAUGUUCAAGAUGCAGUUGAACCAGAUGGUCAGCCUCAGCAGGAUGAGCCAGCUGAGGAACAUGAUGUUGAUGGAGAAGCAGAAUCUGAAGGUGUUGAUUUGCAGUCAGUUGCUGAAGUGCUGACUGUCACAGCCAAGAAACUUCAGUCGAUCACUUUGGGGAGAAAGUACUCUGGCAAUCGGUCAAUUCAGGACCGGAAACGCACCAGCCACUGCAGCGCUUGUGGAAGUGUAGGGCACUGGGCCGGAGAUGCAGAAUGUACUGUUUCAUCAAAAGGUGCUGGGAAAGGACAUUCAAAGGAUGGAAAAUCCCAGCCUGACAAGGGCGGCAAGCCUGCGAAAAAGGUUUUCUUCACCAUGUCUCAAGAUCAAGAUUCUGAGCCUCGACAUCUCCCAACUGAUCAUCCUGAAGUUCCUAACUAUUUCUCCUUCAUGGUUGUGAAUAUCAACACUCCGGUAUAUGACAUCAUGAUGACCGAUAUGACCCCACUGGUUGGUUUUAUGAUUUUAGACACUGCAUGUCAGCGUAUGUGUUGUGGCACCCAAUGGCUAUCCCAACAAGUCCAUCUCCUCGGCCAACAUCGAAUGAUGGUCAAGCAUGUUGACACCUGUGAGGCUUUCCAAUUUGGUCGUGGGCAGCCUAUCUAUGCCAAGGACCGAGUUUACAUGCCGGUGUCAUUGGGUGGAUGUUUGUUUUUGAUAGGUUCCAGCGUGGUUGACACUAGCAUUCCUUUGUUGGCUUCAAACACGUUUUUGGAACAGCUGGACACAGUGGUUGAUCUGGGAAAGCAGAGAGUUUUUUUUAGAGCGUUGGAUGUUUCAGUGCCGAUUCAGAAGAUCAAUGGACAUCUUGCAGUUUCAAUUUCAGAGUUUCAUGAACAUGUUCAUCAAGAUCCUGUUUGGCAUGCGCUUUCACAUGAGAGUUUUUGGAAAGAUCCACAUCCAGAGAUCAUUGCCACCAGUGACGUUUUGCAUCUGAAGCAGCAACUUCCUCGAGAUCAGCCAGCCCCUGUGUUUGCAGUUUCUGAUGAUUCGACAGCCCGUUCCUCAAUGGCUGCUCCGAUGGAAGGCACUCCUUUUGGCAGUGCUCAACUUGGAGCUCAUGACCCUUCGAUGGAUGUCUCGAAUGGUCAAAGUGGGAUUGGCGAGCCGCGUAUGGUUGACACUGAGGGAGCGAUGGGAGAUGCGACAAGAACAAGAGGUACUGGCUUCACAGAUGAGGAGCGCUCAGUACCACCCAUCGGAAUGCACCCAUCCGGAAUGGAAGAGGUACGGCAAUCCCAAGGGCAGUUUCGCCAGGUGCACCCUGUGUCACACCAGACGCAAAUGGGAUCCUCGAAAUCAAUGCUGGGAGGACAUUGGGCUCGCACAAUCGGCAAGCUCUUCUUUGCCGCAGCCCUCACCUUCAAACACUUUGCCGGCAUCCUCGACGUCGAGGAGAUUCCUCAACAUGUUCUGGACAACCUCAACCUGCUCACGGCCGAGAACAUCCAUCAGAUCCACCAGGUUCAUUAUCAACGACUUUUGAACAUGGCCGCAGAGGGCCCAGAGUUGGAGAUGGAGUGGCAGGAGACAGGCAGUCAGGAAGAUCUGUACGACUGGGGCGAGGCUCGACAUGCCUUGCAGGUGGAAGCAGAUACUUAUGAAGCUCUGGCGAACAAACAUCGCUAUUCCAGGAACAAGGUCGACAUUCUGGAGACCUUUGCCGGCAAUGCUUUGGUAAGCAAGAAUGCCUCCAAGUAUGUUUUGACAGCAGCCAUGCCAUUGGACUAUAACACUGGCACUGAUCUUUCUACGGUGGAAGGUCAACACUGGUGCUUCAAAAUUCGAAAGGCCUUGCACCCACUUGUUCUUCUUCAAGGCCUUCAUUGCACUCCAUGGUUGGUCAUGCAGGAAAACAUGAACUAUAACGACCGUCCUGAGGUACUUGAAAGGAUCAGAGAUGAGGAACGACCUACGGUGGUCAAAUCCAUGGAAUGGUGCCGACAACAACAUGAUGACGGCAACUAUUACCUCAUCGAAAAUCCUGAAAGAAGCCGGAUUUGGUCGGAGGAAUCAGUCUUGGAGAUGCUUGAAUAUACCAAUGGCCAGAUCGUCAAAUGCCAUUCUGGAGCAUAUGGAGGCAAGAAUUCAAAAGGUGAACCCAUCAAGAAGACCUUCCAGUUUGCAUCCAACAAUCCCAUGCUCUUGGAGUUUUUGACCAAGAAGUUGAGCGCCGAGCAGCUUGCUUUGUGCGUUCCCCUGGAAGGCAAAGAGGUUACCUUGUCACAACAUUAUCCCAUGGGUCUAGUCCAGGCAAUUCUCAAGGGCAUCAAGAAGGUGGCUCAGUUGAGAAACCCAUGCCGUUUUCAGCCCAAGCAAGUCCUGGCUAGUUUUUCCACGCCCGUGGAUGACCAACAGAGCUGGAGGAACGUGAUGGAGUUGGCAUCUCAGCAUAUGGACUUUUUGACUUCGCGAGAUGCCAUCAUCCAACCUCACGAACCACUAUAUGCUCAAGUUCAAGCAAUGCUUCCAUGGCAGCUCACUCGGGUGCAGGUCGCUCGAAGACCUUUGGUGAAUCGACAUCCAUUGCAUUUUCCAUACACCCAUCGAGGCGCAGCUCUCAGGUACGUGGACAAUCCUGAAGUUGAUGUCAUCACUGAGGACUUGACUGAACUCAGAUUCCCACGUUCACGCUUCAAGGCACCUGUUGAGUUGGGCAUCUUCUGGUAUGGGUACCCCAAUGAGAUUGAUGAGGAACAAGGUAUCCCAGCCGAAGAGGCCAUGAUGCGAGAUGGAGUUCCUGUGGAUGAGGCAGGCAACUUUCAGCCAUCUCAAGCUUCACAACCAAUUCAGAACUCCGAGAUUUACCAUGAUGAAAUCACUUUUCCCAACUCCACAGGCAUCGACAGAUCCAUCAAGGUGUCGGUGUCGAGAAUGCACAAGAACCUUGGACAUCUUCCAGGUCCAGAGAUGCUGAAGCUGCUGGCUUUGAAUGGCAUCACCAGCGACCAGGUGAUCAAAUGCAUCAAAAAUAUGCAAUGUGCAGCUUGCGCUCGCUCGCGAGCUCCACUUCGACCAAACCCAGCAGCGGCACCUCCACAGUGCAUUGGGCAAUUUGCUGACAACCUCCAGGCGGACAUCUUCUACCUGAGGGAUUUGACUUCCAAGAACCAUCCGGUUCUUGGGGUGAUUUGCGAAGCAACUCAUUUGCAUGCUGCCACAAGGUUGACUUCCAGGAAUCCAUCUGAGGUUUUUGAUGCACUUCGACUUUGCUGGCUUCAGAAUUUUGGAUUUCCUUUGAGGCUUGCAGUUGAUGAUGAUGGCGCCUUCAAAGCUGAGUUUGACGAAAAGAUGAGCGCAGGUGGCACCUAUCUAGAUGUCAUCCCAGGAGAAGCUCACUACAAGCUGGGCGUGAUCGAGCGUCACAAUGGAACGCUUAGAAUGCUCCUGGAGCGCAUCGUGGACUCCAUGCCUUGCACCGAUGCGGAUGACAUUGACUUGGCCAUUGUUUCAGCACUUCAGGCCAAGAACUCAGCUCAGCAGCAAUCUGCCCUGAUGAGAUGCGAAGCGUUGAAAGCAAUUGCAGAGGCCUCAGCAUCUUCGACUUUGAGAAGGGCAUUGCUUCGCAAAACUUCACAGCAGCUGCAGCUUGAGCCCCAGCCAGGAUCCCUCUUGGCAUACUGGCAAUGGACUACACGUUCUCAUCGCAAACGUGGAGGAUACCGCAUUGCGCGGUAUUUGGGAAAAGAUCCAGAUGGCAAAACUCUGUGGCUUCAAAGUGGCAGUCAUACUGUCAAAGUUGCUGACACCCAAGUUCGAGAUGUCUUCGGCUAUGAGGACUAUGUCCCUGAUCGUCAAGAUCUUCAAGCUCUCAAGAAUGCGGAGGACAACAUCAGGUCAGAUUUGUGGACUGACGAGACCCUUCCAGAAGAAGUUCAUCCACCUGACCAAGUCGCUGAAGCUUCUGGGGAAUUGGACUUGGACUUUGAGUACCCAGAAGUGAAUGCGCCAAUUGCUCCUCAGCUUGAAGCAGUCGAAGCCCCAUCUACGUCCAAUCUUCAAGUCAGCAACCAGCCUAUUGAGAUUCAACCUCCACAACCACCACAGUCCUACGAGCUCUACAACUACCGCAGCUUCUAUGGGCCACCUCUUCAAGGCUUACGCUGCUGGGCAAGGCUUGAUUUGCUCACCAAAUCGCCCAAGAAGACAAUGUCCACUGGACCACCCAUGUCUUCAGUGAAAUGGAGGCGCACUUUGGACGCCACAUCGGGCGACAUCAUUUUUGAAGGUCCCUUCAACGACAAUGACGAUGAAGAGGCCCAUCACUUUGGAUCAGAGUUGAGCACCCUGACGGAACUAUGGCAUGUUGGUGCGAAACAAGCUCCCAGCUUCUUUGCGAGCGAUCGUGAGCUCAACUCCUUUGAGCCUGGAUGGGAUGGCAGCCCUGACAAUUGCCUCCCAAGCUCUUCCAAGACCUUCAUCACUGCCUAUGUCAACGAGCUUGCGGAGAAAGAAGACGACUUUGAAACGACACUUUCAGAGUCAGAUGAAGAGUUUGAUGACAUGUCGAAAGGCAUGCCUAGAAAAACCAGGAAAGAGCAAAAGGCUCAGGAGAAAGAACUUAGCUGGCGAGAAAUCAUGCAGCAGUCUGACGACUAUAUCCAAGCCUUCGUCGAAGCCACCAUCAAGGAGGCAAACAGCUUCACCACUUGGAAGUCCCUGCAGCCGAUUCCUGACGAUGAAGCUCGGCGCAUCCUGAAUGACCCGAAGUUGAAGAAGCGCAUCAUCACUUCCAGGGGAUGCUAUCGGGACAAGAACAAGAAUGUUCCACCGCUGAAGGCCAAGACCAGAAUAGUCUGUCGUGGCAACCAAGACCCUGACCUAGUCAACUUGACGAGACAGGCUCCAACUCCAACGAGGACUUCAGAGAUGUUGGUGUACAUCAUCUUUGUUUCUGGCGCCAAUUCAAAGGCUUUUGGAAGUCGAGAUGUUUGGCUUCUUUGGUGCGGAGACGCCUCCACUGCGUUUCUCCAAGGGGAUCCAGAUUGGUCAGAACGAGCAGGCAAGCUAUUGGAAGCAAUAGGCUUUAUUUGUCAUUCUUUUGACAAAAUGUUGUUUUGGUUCCCUGAUCCACACAACGCUCCUGCACCUUGCGCUUUGCUGAUCUGCUAUGUGGAUGAUUUUCUGCUCACUCACAACUCCAGCUUCCCCUUUGAGAAGUUCCAAGCCAGCUUCAAAUGGGGAUCCCAGCAGUAUGCGCAGCCCGGAGCACCUCUCACGUUCAAGGGCAAAGAGAUCCAUAUAUGUCAUGAUGAGAAGAACGAGCUCUAUGUCAAGAUCACUCAGACUACAUUCAUCAACAGUCUGGACAAGGGCAUGAAAAUUCCGAAAGGUAAGAUGAGUACGAAGAUCUCUGAUGAGCAUUGGCCUGAGUUUCGGUCAGUGAGCGGAUGUCUUCAAUGGUUGGCAGGACAAUGCAGGCUUGACUUAGCCAGCGCAGUUUCCUUGUCAAAUCGUGGGUCCGAGACGACCUAUGCUGAUCUGGAUGCCCUCAACCAGACAUUGGACUUUGCGAAGUCAACUGCAGAACUUGGCAUUUGCAUCCGGGCUGUCCCCAUUGAUCAGAGCGCUGUGAUUGUUGGGUACAGUGAUGCAUCCUGGGCGAACGCACAGGGAUCUGCCAGCCAACAUGGACAGAUCAUCAUGUUGACCUCUGCGAAUGUCACUGAGUGCACUUCAAUUGGAGCCAUUGCAGACUGGAAGACUGGCAGAAGCAAGAGAGUUUGCCGUUCUACUCUGGCAGCUGAAGCAGUGAGCGCUGACACUGCGACCGAUCGGCUUGCGUUUUUGAGCUACAUGAAGAGCACCGCCAUCUCCGAAGCCUUCCACGUGCUGAGCGAAGCAUCGCCCGAGGGAUCGUCGGUCAUCACCAUGGAGAGGUGGGUAGCCUUCUAUACUGCCUAUGGCCGGAUUUUCUUGAACUUCAUGUCCGACAAGGAUUUCGACUACAUCCGACAGCAGGCGCACCGGACCUUCCACGCCUUGGACGCGGAUGGCAAUGGCUACAUCGAGCAGCGCGAGUUCUGCAUGGUCGUGGAGGUGCUGUCCAACCCCGCAAUCUACAUUCCUAUGCGGCCAGCGCCCGCAGUAGCCAGUAGUUGGAUUGGGAAGCAACUGGUACACCUCUUCAUGCGUGGAGUCAGGUUGCGAGGAUCUCGCGUCUCAUGGCGCGCGAUUCUGGAUAUGGUGGUUUUGUUGGAGGUUUUGCUCGCCCUGGGGCAGACCAUCGUCUUUGUAUCGCCCAGUGAUGGUGGCAAGUUUCGGGAUUUUCCCUUGCGACCUCCCAGUCCGUGGUUCAAGUCCUUGAUGGCCACCAGCAUCUUCUUUGCUUUGGCCAUUCUUCUGGAGUCUUUGGUCAUCGGACCUGCCAGGUACUGGAAUCGCAUGCAGUACCGCCAUCGCUUCGACGUCCUCUCCAUCGCUCUGCUGAUGACGACACAGCUUUCUGCCGUGGCCUACAGCGGGCGCGCGCCGGAUUGCUUGGUGCGGACGGUCCUGGUGAUGCACAUCAGUCGCGGGAUUUGCCUCAUGCAGUAUAUUGCAGCCUUUCGCUAUUUGCUGGCCCUGCUGGGCCGACUGCUGCCAGUCUACUAUCGACUGGGAUUACUACUGCUGAUGGUGUUCUAUAUCUUUGCCACCAUUGGUGAGCAGAUCUUUGGUGGUCGAAUGCAACCAGAAGCGCUCAAGGGUAGUGGCUAUGCGGCGGCGCAGUAUUGGCCUCUGAAUUUCGAUGACUUUCCCUCAGGCUUGGUCACACUCUUCUGCAUCAUGGUCAUCAACAACUGGUUCGUCUUGGCCGCGGGCUUCAUGGAGGUCACUACUCCGUAUGCCGCUGCGUUCUUCGUCCUGUUCUUUGUGAUUGUCAACCUCAUCGUGCUGAACAUUCUCAUAGCUCUCAUAAUUGACACCUCUGCUGUGGUGCGAGAGGAAAUUGUGGAGGAUGAGCAAGUGGAUGAGGAGGCCGAAGAUUUGGACGAUGCAGAGGAAGAGAAGGCCUUCUACCAAGAAGGUCGGGAGGCUUUGCUGCAGCGAUUGCUGCUGAACGAGGAACAUCGCUCAACGUCAUUCAACCUCAACGUUCUCAGCAAAGGAUCUGUGCCCCUGCAGAAAGUCGUGGAGAGUGAUAGUUACACCACCUCUGACAGCACAUCGGACUCAUCGCUUCGUGCGUAG